AUGUCAGAAGCGGAUAAAGAAGAGAAAUUUUCCAAUUUCUCAAACAUUCAGUAUUCACAACCCGAAUUUUCAGACGCGGAGGAUGAUGUUGAGAAUCCAUAUCAAGGUGGGGAUGGGUACUCACAAGGACUCCCAAGGGUGCCAAUGGCACCCCCAUCACCAACAUUAUCAAAGAAGGAUAAAAAGAAACUGAAGAAGCAGAAAGAUAAGGCAGCAGUCGCCGCCGCUGAACAAGCAGCCUUUAUGCCACCCCUACCUCUACCCCCAUCACAAGAACCUCCAGCACAAGAUGAGCCAUCAGCAGCCUCAUCAAGUAAGAAGAAGAGCAAGAAGAGUAAGAGAAAAGACUCAAAGUCGCUGCCAGAAGCUCCUUCUAUACCAAUUCCCCCACCUCCAAUUGCCGAGGAGAGCAAGGAGCCGGAGAAGGUAGACGAGGAGAAGGAGGCAGAGGCAAAGACUGACGAACCUGAAACGGCCGGAAUACAGGACAACGCCGAUACCAAGGAUCAACCAGCUAUGGAGGAUAAGGUUGCUGAUGAAGAGACACCCACAACAGAGGCGGCUUCCAAGGAGGACGAACCAUCCAAAGACACCCAAGACGAUGAGACUCACAAGGAGGAGGCACCUGCUGAAGAGCCACCUGUAAAGGUAGAUGCAGCUUCAGCCGAGACACCAAAUUCUGAGGCGGGAGAGGAGGCCACUCAAGUGGAAGCUUCAGCUCAGAGCGACACAGCCGGAAAAGAGGAUGCGUCUCAGGAAGAUACCAUCAAAGAAGACGAGAAGCCUACAAACGAACCCCCCCCGGCAGAGACACCAGCAGCUGAAGCUCCCACCAGCGAAGAGGUUCCCCCAAAGGACGAAAAGGCAACUGAGCCUGAGGCAGUUGACAAUCCGGAAAAGGGUAGUGACGACGACGACGAUGAACCUUUAGUGGCAGCUGAACCCAAAUCUCCAAGCAAGAGCCAGAAGAAGAAGAAGAAAGAAAAGGAGAAGAAAGAGAAGGAAAAGAAGGAGAAGAAGGAGAAAGAGGAAAAAGACAAGAAGAAAGCAGCUGCAAAGUCUGAGAAACCCCAACAUCACAAGUCAAAACACUCACACUCUUCGUCAAAGGAGGUUGGCUCUUCCAAAGACAAAGCCUCUGACCCACCACCUGUUGCUAAGGACAAGCAAGAAGAGGUGACUGCGCUAGCUGAGCCAAAGGCAGAGGAAACUAAAAUCUCCGAGCCCGAAACGGAGGCCCAGCCAGUGGAAAAGGCAUUGCCGCCUUCAGAACUCUCGAAGGAAGAAGUCCCUUCAGAAGAACCAGCACCUGCUGAGGAGCCAACGCCUACCGAGGAACCGGAGCCUUCAGAAGAACUAAAGUCUGCGGAAGAGUCAAAGUCUGCGGAAGAGUCAAAGCCUACCGAGGAGCCAACGACUGUCGAGGAACUAGCAGAGCCAGUAUCUGCUGAAGAAUCAAAGUCUGCCGAAAAACCAGAGUCCGCUGAAGAGCCAACGCCUGUCGAAGAAUCAACACAUGGCGAGGACCCCGAGCCUUCAACAGAGCCAACGUCUACUGAGGAGCCAGCACCUGCUGAAGAACCAAAGCCUACCGAGGAAUCAAAAACUGCGGAAGAACCAGUACCCGAGGAGUCAAAGCCUUCAGAAGAGCCGAAGGCUGAUGAGCUACCGGAGUCAAAAUCUGUGGAAGAGUCAGCGCCUGUAGACGAGACAAAGUCUCCAGAACAGCCAGCACCUGCUGCAGAGCUAACGUCUACUGAGGACCAAAAGCCUGCAGAAGAGCCACAGACUACUGAUGAGCCAAAGCCUUCAGAAGAUCCAGCACCUGUCGACGAGCCAAUAACGCCUGCUGAGGAACCAACAAUGGAGGAACCCUCAACAAAGGACGAAAAUGCCGCAGAAGAGCCAAAGACUGCGCGUGAAGCCUCAGCAGUGGACAAGUCUGAUGAAGCCGAAGCUGAGCCCAAGUCUACAGAGGAGGCGCCACUUCCAUCAGAAGCCCCAGCUCCUGCCGAGGAGUUGGAUCAUGUAGACGAAUCCAUGGCUGAAGACAAAUCAACAGAAGAGCCCUCGCCUUCGCCUGCCGCGGAAGAGGUAUCUUCUGAGGCUGUUGAAGUAGAAGAUGACGCUAAGACGCCUGAAGCUGCACAAGAACCUGAAGCGGCAGAUAAUCCCAAGCCUGAGGAAGACAAACCACUGGAUACAGGUGAAGUUACCACCUCGGAAGCGCCUUCAGAGCCUGAAAAAGUCACUGGAAGUGAAGCCGCGACUGCUGCAGAGGAGGAAAAAUCCCCCGAACACGGCAACGUAAACUCCUCUGACUCAGAGAACAACCCGGAGCUAGCAGACGAAGCCACUGCUACGGUCGAGGUCGAUAAUGCCUCUGAAGAGACACCUGUCAAGGACACAGAGGGCGAGCCUGAAGACAAACAAGUCGAGAGUGACGAGGCACUGUCGGCGCCAGACGAAGCUUCUUCUUCAGAUGACAAGGCUGAUAAGAAACCCGCUGAAGCUGAGCUAUCUAGCGAGCCAGAGAAGACAGAAUCCAGCAACAAGAACGACGCACAGGCGACGACACCUUCAGAAGAUAACAAGGACGAGAAGCCAGCUGUUUCUACCGACAGCAAAGAGUCUUCUCCUGGAGAAGAAGCCGAGAAGGGCGACGACACUAUCGCUGCUCCAUCUAAAAAGGAUAAUGCUGAAGACGCAGACGAUGUACCGGACGAGAAGGAGGCGCCAACUCCUGAUGUUGUACAUUCAGAGGCGGACAAGGCGGCUGGCGACGAGACCGUCGACGAACAGGUGCCGGCAGCAGAACCUCCCAAGGAAGAGGCUCCCAAGGAAGAGGCUCCCAAGGAAGAGGCUCCCAAGGAAGAGGCUCCCAAGGAAGAGGCUCCCAAGGAAGAGGCUCCCAAGGAAGAGGCUCCCAAGGAAGAGGCUCCCAAGGAAGAGGCUUCCCCCACGGACGUCACCCAAGCAGAAGAUACAGCCGUUUCAACUUCAAAGAAAAACAAGAAGAAAAAGAAGAAGAAGGGCAGCAAGAGUAGUAUUGAGAUACCAGUCACAACUGAGCCAACAGUUGCCCCUCCUGAUGAAGCAGCAGCCAGAGUCACGACUGAGCCUACUGUCGAGCCUACUGUCGAGCCUACUGUCGAGCCUACUGUCGAGCCUACUGUCGAGCCUACUGUCGAGCCUACUGUCGAGCCUACUGUCGAGCCUACUGUCGAGCCUACUGUCGAGCCUACUGUCGAGCCUACUGUCGAGCCUACUGUCGAGCCAGAAGCUCCUGUUGAGUCUGUUGUCAAGCCUGAAGUUUCUGAAGAGGCCUCCCCUGAUGAAUCAACUUCUGAGCCUAAGACUUCUACCGAGACCAAGACUGAUAACUCGGCUACAGAAUCGGCUACCGACCCCGAAACUGCUGAAAAGGUUCUCCCCAACGAAUCAACUCCGGAGUCGGAGCCCGAGGCUACUGCUGAUCCUGAAGCUCUCUCCGAUAAGCCUACUUCCGAAUCCACUACUGAGCCUGAAGUAGUCGAGAAGACCACCGUUGAACCAGAUUCUGAGCCAGAAGCUGCCCUGUCUGAAUCUGAUAACCCCGUUGCUGAACCCACCGCUGAGCCCGAAGUUACAGAAAAGGCUGUCGUAGACGAGCCAGCUCCAGAGUCCAAGAUUGAGACUGUUGCUGAGGUUAAAACCCCUAUCGACCCUGAGACUGCUUUGGAUAAGCCUUUUACCGAGCCUGAGGUUACCGAAAAGGCCGUUGAGCCGGUUUCUGAUCCUGAAGUUGUUGAGAAGGCCGCCUCCGACGAGCCACCUUCCGCGCCCGAGACUGCAUCUGAACAGCUAGCAACUGAGCCUGCUGCUGAGCCUGCUGCUGAGCCUGCUACUGAGCCUGCUACUGAGCCUGCUACUGAACCUGCUGCCGAUGCCGAUGUCGAGGCAGACUCUGCUAAGCAAGCUUCUGGACCAGCCCUUGAUGAGUCUUCUACGGAACUCAAGCCAGCUGCCGAGAGCACUGCCUUCAAGGAACCGCCUUCCGCGACCGAGACUGGGUCUGAUCAGCCAGUCGCUGAGCCUGCCUCUGACUCUGCCCCUAAGUCUGAACCAGCUCCUGAGUCUGGACCUUCUACAAAGUCCGAAGUUACUGCUGAAUUAGUAGAAGAGACCGCCGAGGCUGUCGCUAAGUCAGAAAUCGACGCGGAACCUGAACAAGUGGUUGCGCGUAAAGAUGAUUCUUCUGAAGACGAGGACUCAUCCGAGGCCGAGUCGGAUGUCGAGCCAGAUAAUGCCGUGCCUGUGGAGGUUGUCAACAACAAAGACAUCGUGGAUUCAGACACCGAGAGCCUAGAAGGCAAGCCGGCUAAACUUGCUACAAGUGCUGAUAGUGAAGUGGAUUCCGCCAAACCAUCUGCAGAAGAAAUGCCAAAAGAAGUCGAGGAGGAGCCGUCACCAUUGGAAAAGAAGGGCGACUCUCAGGAGGCCCUGGCUGAGACCGAAGCACCCAUAUCGGCCACUGAGCCCGAAAAGAAUGAUGUCGAGAUUUUGAAACCAAGAGCUGCAGCAAACGAAGAUAAAGACAGUGCUGCUGUGGCAAACCUGAGCGAGUCAGAAGCAACAUCUGAAAGUGAAGAAGAUGAAGAGCAGGAUUCCGAUUCUGAACACCUACCAGAAGAAAGCGACAAAGCCACAGACACGUCCCCUGUUACGAUUGUAGAAAAAGAACCAGCUCUUGCAGAGAAAGAUGUACUAGACUCGGCGAAAGAAGAUGACUCUGAGUCCCCAAUCACAGAACCUUCUGAUGAUAAGAAGGACGAGCCUUCGCCCCCUGAGAUUUUCGCAGAGAAAGUCGAUGCAUCUGCUGCUCCUGCCAACGAAGAAACAGCCGAGAUGUUGCCCACAAAAUUAGCAGAUGAUACUGAAGCAGAGGAGUCGGUCGACGAUCCUGUUGAUGAGAAGGAGCCAGAAUCCGCAGCAGAAAAGUCUGAUGCAUCUCAGGCGAAGCCAGAGUCUACUGCUAAAGAAGGAACAACAGCAGGGAUUGAUACCGCUGAGGGCGAUACUUCAGAUGAUUCUGCUUCCGAGGACAGUGAUGAAGACGAUACUGUUGUGUCUACCGCAGACAAAGCCGUCGAUGCAGAAUCAUCGCCAAUGUCUGCCAAGCCAGAAGAUGAUUCACCAUUAGAUGACAAGGCCUCACACACUCCUGAUGUUUCGGAUACCGAUGCGGCGAACACUCAAGUCAACAGCGAAAAUAGCAAGGAUCCGGGCGCCGAAGCAGAGGUUGCUGUACAGGAACCACUCGAUGAGGCUGUGCAAGAUAAAUCUGUGCUCGACAACGAAGUGUCUAAUGAGCCUGAAAGCAAAGAUGAACCUUCACCCCACACCGAUGCUGAGGAAACUCAAGAGCCAGUAGCUUCUGGAGCAGAUGAAGACAAACCGGAAGAAAGUCCACUCGCUUCUACGAAAGAAACGGAAGAGCUAGUCGAACCUGUCGCUGAGGAGGAAGCCAAGCAGCCAAUUGACGAGGCGACAGGACAGGAUGAGAAACCCGAAAUUGAAUUGCCGCCUUCGGACUGUAAGCCGGCUGACGAUGAGCUUACUUCGGACAACAAGGACUUGGAUGCAACACAGUCUACACAGCAGGCAGCCGAAGAUACUGGAUCAUCCGAUGAGGAUCCCGCAGAUGAAGUCCCCGUAGUUGACGACAAGCAGGAGACACCGGGUGGCUCUGUACCGAGCAAGCCAGAGGAAGUUGAAGACACGACCUCGGAGGAGAAGCCAGUUGCCGAAACACCUGUAGAUACCGAAAACAUACAUGAUGCAGCUGAAACUUCUGAAGAGAAGCCGGCAGCGCUAGAAGCCACGACCUUGGCUAGCGAGAAACCAGAGGAAACGCCUGCAACGGGUGUCGAUUCAGGAGAAAGCGAAGCACCAGAUGCCACACCCGACGAUACAGCUGAAGUUGACGACAAACCACAAGGCGCAACUCAGCCCGAUGGCGUGGCAGAACAAACAGUGACCGGGCUUUCUGAUAGGGAAAUGGAUGCACCCGCUCCUACAUCUGAAGAUAGCGAAGCCAAGGAGUCGGACAAGACUGCUGAACAAGAGCCAGCUACAGAGUCGCUAGCGACGGACGAGAAACCAGAGGAAACAACUCAAGCAUCUGAUGAUGAGCCAGAGCCAUUGGCGGCCGCUAGCGAUGAGCCAAAGGAAACAGAUGCCCCUGAGGUUCAGCCAGCAGAGGGGCAUACGGUAGCUGGUGAUAGUCCGAAGGAACCUGAGGUCACUGAAACUGAACCAGUUGUGGAGGUUCCCGCGCAAGAUAAAGAGCCAGAAGCAGAGGCAGAGAUCGAACCCGUGAAAGAUGCAUCGGUGUCCGAAGAGAAACAGGGCGAGGAAGAACAGACGGGUCCAGCUCAAGAAGAGCCAGAGGAAGGCCCCGCACCAGCUGACAAUACGCCAGAGGAAGAAGACAAACCUGUCGAAGAAGAGCAUACCGAAGCUUCUGCAACUUCUGAUGACAAGGCAGGCGACGAUGCCAAGCCAGCAGAAGAACCACCAGCAUCCGCACCUGUAGCCGAAGACGAGCUCAAUCAGCCACUGCCCACUGCCCAGGAAGAAUCUAAGGAGAUCUCUACGGCUGACGAAGUUACGGAAGAGACCCCAGCAGUAGAACCUGUGCCUGCGUCUGAAGAGCCCCCGGCCGGUGACACAGUCUCUACUGACGACAAAGCAGUCGAUGAUUCCAAAAACGCCGAGGAAGCGGCGACACCAGCAGUACAGGAGCCUUGUCAACCAGAAGGAGAGGGUGAAGCAAGACUUGCUGAAGAAGCACCAGCUCCGGAGCCCGAGGAUACCAAAGUCGAACCUAUUGAUGACUCUGCUGAUGUACCUCCUGCCAAGGCGGAAAAGAAAGAAGACGAACCAGUCAAAGCCGCCACCAAGGAAGAUACGAGGGCGAAAGAAGAUGAAGAGAGUAAGGACACUCUCGGACCAAUUCCAAGGACCAAGAGGCCAAUUAAAAAAGGUGAGGAAAAUGGUUCAUUACAAAAUACCCCUUUUGAUUUUGCACAAAACUAUGGAAAUUCUACGGAAUUAAAUGGAGAGAUGGAUCACGGCGCUUUGGAGUUGCUUCCAGACGAUACCCAGGAAUUUCCAGAAAGACAACGCUACGAACUCAAGAGCCGGUCGUCAACGACUGAAGCGCCGGGUGACCAGAAUAACCAGACUGCCACAGGAAUCGCGAUGCCAUUAGCGGUGGACGAGGACCCACAAGAUCGAGUCUUGAAUAAGACUCUGGAUCUUGAUCACCAGGAUGGCGAUCUGGUUGAGAGGCACCCAGCCACCAGCAACGCUAGAGAGCCCACACCUGGCACUCCACACGAGCAGGGUACUUCAGACCAAUCGGAAGACGCUGUCAAGGAAAUUGACCCUGUAAAUGUCAACUCGAUUGCUACCGCGACUCCCCAGCCUCUGCAGCCCGAGACUGAGACACUUACCAAAGAAACAAACUCAGAGCCAUCUUACAAUACUCAUGAUGGCAAUGAGAAGUCUGGGAGAAUGGAUUCAUAUUUUCCAGUCACAAUUGCUCGCAGCGCAUCAUCAGCAUCAGCUUCGGUAGUUUCUGAUCAAGAUUCAGAAAUUUCAGUGUCUUCGCGUACAGCGGCCGAAAAGUCUCAAAUACAUCGUCUCGAUAGCAAAGACAGUAUCGGCCAUGUCGAACCAGACGUGAACAACUCACCAUCAGGGUUAUUACAACCUACUGAUACACUGGACCUUACUCAUCAGCCCAAAAUUCUGGAAACCGACUUUGGCCAUGUACUACAUACAUCCCGAGAACUACCUCAGGAGUCUGAGGUGAGCGUUGCAGAACCCGACGAGCAAGACUCAGACUCUGAUUUAUCGGAGAAUGAAUCCAUCGAGGAUGACAAGUCAGAAUUGGAGGAGCCACUCGCGAUCCAUAACCGAAUCCCGGAGCAGCCACAGGUGACUGAGUCAGCUGAAAAUCGAGAAGACGACACAGUCCCACCAGAUGCCCCUAAAUAUGACGGGCUUGGUUCAAAAACAGAAACAGCCAUUGAAAGACAGGCGAGUGACGCUGCAUCCGAUGUUAGCUCGCUAGAUGAGUCUGAAGACGACGACCAUGAAGCGCCCAGGUCUAUCGAUGGACGAUCCUCACCUGUACCCGCCAGUUCCGUCGAUAUUAAUCACAAGGAUUCUCGCCAAGACGUCGACUCAGAUGACGAUACAGACGAUAACGCCAGCAAUGCUGAACAACAGGGUACUACUUCUCGACGCUCCUCAAUUGAUCGGUCAUCUGACCCUGUUACGAAGCGGGACCUCGAAGUUCAGGGCGACGACGUUUCUUAUGAACCACGUGAACCGGCUUUGGGGCAAGAUGAAACCGUUGGCGAGACUAUGGCACUUAAAGACAACGAUACCGACUCUGAAGGCGAUUCUGACGAUGGCGAUUCUGACGAUUCUGAUGAUGGUUCUGAAGCUUCUGAAGCCGAGAAAUCUGAAGUUAGCAAUGGAUUUGAGCAAACAAGAGAUCCUAUUGAAGAACGUGGCUUGAGUCUGGAGCUGGACGGAUCUGCUCUCGCCGUCGAUCAUAGUCCAUCAGUCGAUGCCGCAUCGGCCGCUGCUAAAGAGGACGAUGAUUCCACGACAGAUGAAGAUGACAAUGAAGACGACGAAGAUGACAAUGAAGAUCCCAAACAUGCUCUACCCGGUCAUGAGCGUCUGGACCCUGACAUGGUUUUGGGUGGCUCUCAAGUCGGAACAAUCGAGGCAGAUCUUGCUGGAGAUGAUGACGAGGAUGAUGAUGAGUCCGAUGUAGACCAAAGAAGUCAAAUUAUUGACAGAGGUCAUUCGCCCGCACCGGAAGCAACUCUCGUUUCAAAAUCAACAGUUGCCGAGCAUCAAUCUCAAUCCGGCGAUGAAGCUCCACUUGAGUCUCUCGCACAAGCUUCACCGGAUGCACAUCAAACAAAGCCCUCGGAAUCAUUGGAUCAUGUUGCACUCGAAGCUGAGGAACCAGAUCUUUCCGACUCUGCUUCCUCGGUGUCCACAGAACCAGACACAAUAGGGAAAGAGGUUCCAGAUCACCAGUCUCGCUCGCAUUCCCCCAACCCUGAUCUUCUGCACUCUACACCCGAGGAUAUUCUCCUGGAACCUUCAGCUUCUGCCCAAGAUGAAACCACUACGAAACCCGAUGAGCCUGCUGCUAUACCCAGAUCUCCAUCACCUGAGUCAGCAGUUGAAAAGCAGCCCAACAAGCUUCCAGUUCCCGAUACAUUGCAGGAGCUCUCCGAGGCAGACACCGAGUCCGAAGACGAGAAGGAGAAUGUACCCCAGGCGCGAGAUUCUUCUUCGCAUUCGGUCGUCCUCAAUCAAGGAAACGAUUCGGAUUCUGAUGCUGAUGACGAGUCUGAACACGAUGAGCCAACUUCUUCUGUACUGCCGGAGAUCCUGACAACUGAUGCCAAACUUUCCUCUGAAAGACUGACAACGUCUGCUGGUGCCGCUCGGAACCUUGCGGCCCUGAAUGAUGAUGGACCUUUGCAAACCGAGUUGGAAGACCGAGAUUCAGAAGUGUCCGACUCUGAGGUGGAUGCAGAGAGCGAACAUAUCGCCAGCAUCACCAAAGACGAUAUGGACCAGAAACUCCCCGCGGGAACCGUAACCGAUGAUGACAGUGACGACGAUAUCCAUGUUUCUAGGGAUAUCUCCCCUAUCGGCAUUGACAGGAUCGGUGCACCGCGUAACCUUGGGCAAGUCACUCAAGUUCCGGGGUCGAUCGAGGACACCUCUGAGGAAAGUCAAACAAUGCAUGAAGAGAAGGGCGAAGGACCGUCAGAUGUCCAACUUCCCGACACGUCCUCAGAGGCAACCAGAGCCAUUGGGAACGAGGUGCAUGUUGUCGAUGAAUGGCAGCCCCAGCAGGAAGCGCUCGAUAAUAGGCUCUUUGAGGUCAAGACUCCAGACACAGAUGACACUCAGCUUUCAGAGCCAAAGCCUGCUCAAGCGGCUGAGGUGAAGUCUGUGGGGCUUAACCGGCCUGAAAAUGUGGCCGUCAAGGUUGUCGAUAUCCCUUCCCGUGAUAAAGGCAAGGCGGUUGCUGCUAUGCCGGAGACCCCAAAGCGAUCUGGUUCUAAAUCACGUACCCGUUCUUCAUCCCGCAAUGAGCCUCCUCGGACAUUCUUGACCCAACAGCAACGACCGCGAAGAUCAUUAAGAGUUCGUCCUGUGACAGAAGUCUACACCAAGGACCCCAUCUUCGUCCCUGCUGUGAGCCGGCCGGCCGACGCAAAACCUACACAACGACUUCAGCCACCGCGUACUGAAAGUGAGCCAGUCCAAGUUCCAGCACGUCCCCUGCUCGGUCGGCCUCCGUUGGAGACACAGGGUGAAUCCUCAAGAACUGCAGCGCAGACAGAGGUCGUCGCCAGGCCCAGUUCUUUCCAGGCCGACGGCGAGUUAUCUAGAGCUCCUUUGAAACACGACCUCAGGCACCCAACGGUCACUGUUGAUGAGGGACUCCGAGAUGCCGCAUCCCGGGCGCCCAUUCCGGCUGGUUCAACUACAGAGUCUGAAGUCCAAAGACCACCCAGUCCCGGCAUCGUGAUUCCUGAUGCAGAGAUGAUUGAUCUACAGCGGUCUCGCACAUUGAGGCGAACCCGGAAGAAGUCGAUUCGGCAGGCUGAGGAUACACUGGCUGCAGCUGUAGUCAUUUAUGCCACCGCUGAGGCACUGAGUCCUCCCGGUAGCCCAUCGCCUUUCGAUUACUUCAGGGACAGAGAUGUACCUAAUCUGGAACAUCAGAUGAAUACAGAACAUAAUGACUACAACUUCCCAGUCGUUUCUACACCACGGGGAAGCUUUGAGGAUGAACUCGAUGAGUUUCACAAGUCUAAUGCUGACUUGUUUGCAGACGAUAGGAGCAGAGAAUCUGACUCGUCGCGCAGCGAUAGAGACAGAGAUAGACACCGCAGGCGCCGGCACUCGCAUGCGUCACAACGUUCUGACGGCAGCCGCGGUGAAGAAGAACGAGAGCGAAGACAUCGCACCGAUGAAGAGAGGCGAGCUCAUCGAUCUCGAGACGAAGAUGAGAGCCGCCGUCGCCGACAUUCCUAUCGCGAUGAAGAAUCUCGACAUCGUCGUCACCGUGACGAAGAAAUACCACCUCGUGACUCGCGUGGCGAUGCCGAUGCCAAGUCUAGAAGUUCUCGUGGAUCUGAAGAAUCGAAAAUCAAGGGCUAUCGUCGCGACGAAGAUUUGCAACCACGCGAAUCCCGCAAGGUCGAAGAGCCUGCUUCACGUAACCUCCCUCAAGAAGACGAGGGCCGGGAUCGCAGAAGGCGAUCUUCUCAUACUCACCGUCGUCAUCGUGCCGACACGGCUGAGUCAGGACUGCCCGACACGUCUCCCAGAACACCCAGACGAGACAGUGGUUUCUCUGCCGAUAAUAAUUCUGGCAGUUCCGGCAGUGGCAGCAAACGUCGAACGGCAGAUGAGCAGGCCACCCACGAUAGACGCAAAGCAGAAAGGUUAGAACGACGAAAGCGAGAAGAAAAUGACCGAAGACGCGAGCCCUCACGCUACCGCGAGUCACGACAAGAAGAAAAGGAUAAAGAGAGGGAGAGGGAAAGGCGAAGCAAGGGUAAAGAGCCCGCACGUGAGCCAGAACCUGAACGUGAACCAUUCCCAGAGCUAGAGCCACAGCCAGAGCCCGAGGGAGAACGACACCGCCGAUCACGUCGACAAAGCCAUUCCGGUAGGCCUCGGCACGAAGAGCACAGGGAGCGCACACGCGAAGAAUCAGUUUCGCCUGACAAGAAGUUGUUUACCGCCAAGAACUCUGAACGUGUCUUGGAUGCUACUCCUCCACCUCGUGAGGAGGUUCUUGUUGCAGAGCCAGUCAGAGAACGCACGAGAGAUGUCCCGCCAGAGGACUCCCCUAAACGUUCCUCGACACGACAUAGACGUAGUACUCAUCCUUCCGCCGAAGAGUCACGUCCUCGAUCAUCACGCCGUACACGUGAUGACCCUGCCCCUGCCCCUGCCCCUGAACCACCGCGAGAGAAGGACAGGGACCGAGAGAGGACGAGAGAUAAGGAGAGAACAAGAGAGGGAGAAAAAGAGCCCCGGCCUGUCAAGCAUGUCAGAAUGGACACGGAGGACACUCGCCGCAAAGCGCGACACGAAGAGCGACGCAGGGCACAAACAAGGGAGGACGACAGGAAGCCAUCGGGCAUCAAGGGUGCGUUCAAGAAACUUUUCAGCAAGUCUUGA
Messenger RNA from Fusarium poae, 12294 nucleotides. RefSeq lists its product as uncharacterized. Lineage: Eukaryota; Fungi; Ascomycota; Sordariomycetes; Hypocreales; Nectriaceae. The record is from RefSeq and is a predicted model, not a curated record. Bases 1 to 12294 code for a protein of 4097 amino acids. The transcript has 3 exons.